CUUUUGGAUUUGCACAGAAUGACGAGAAGUCCCCGGGUACUAUAUGUACUGUGUUUGUCGUAGGGUGUCACUGUCACCGGGACCCGCCUAUGGGCUGCCUCCACCCGGCUUGGCAAGCGGUGUGGCCUGCUUGAUAUCUUAUCGCAUUUGGCGGGGCAUUUUUUCUGCCCGCCCAAAAUAAUUAUUCGCCGUGAUGCGGUGAGCGAUGGAUGAUGGUGUUGCUGGCGAGGAGCAGACGUACCUGAUCACCCUUGCUCGCAUACCGAACCAUAGAGGAUAAACCCGUUGAAGGGCUUCGCUUACGAUGCCCAAAGCCGCCAAGCAGAAGCGUGCCGGCGCCGGCAGCGGCCCUUACGAUCGCAAAUCGGCCAAAGGCGCCGGGGCCACGAACAUCUUCCGCUUCGACAAAGACUUUGGCCAGCACAUCCUCAAGAACCCCGGUAUCAGCGAUGCCAUUGUCGAGAAAGCCUUCCUGAAACCCACCGAUGUCGUCGUCGAAGUGGGUCCGGGUACCGGAAACAUUACGGUCCGGGCACUCGAAAAGGCGAAGAAGGUCAUAGCAAUCGAGCUCGAUCCCAGAAUGGGUGCCGAAGUCACCAAGCGCGUACAGGGCACGCCCCUGGCCAAGAAACUCGAGGUCAUCCUGGGCGAUGUCAUCAAGAUGCCCGAGAUGCCACCCUGCGACGCCCUCAUCUCCAAUACACCCUACCAGAUCAGCAGUCCGCUCAUCUUCAAGAUGCUGUCUAUGCGGAACCCGCCUAGGGUCGCAGUGCUCAUGUUCCAGCGAGAGUUUGCCAAGAGACUGGUCGCGAGGCCUGGUGAUGCGCUCUACUCGAGGCUAAGCGUGAAUGUGAAUUUCUGGGCCACAUGUAAACACAUCAUGAAAGUAGGAAAGCAAAACUUCAAACCGCCUCCCAAGGUCGAAAGCGAUGUUGUGAGGAUAGAGCCGCUGCUCGGAUCGGCGCGGCCAAAUGUCGCUUUUGAGGAAUUUGAUGGUCUUCUCCGUAUUGCAUUCAACCGCAAAAAUAAAACAUUACGCGCCGCCUUCAGCAUAAAAGAGGUUCUCGCCAUGUGUGAAAGAAACUACAAAAUCUACUGCUCCUUGAACAACAUCCCCAUAGACGAGUCCGUCGCCGACGCCGACGCCACUACUACAGGAACCGUGGACGUGGACAUGGAUGUUGACGACGACGACGCCGAUGAUGACAACGAACCCGGGGACGACCAACCCAUGAACGCAGACGCAGACGACAACGACGACGACGAAGACGAGGAGAUGCCCACCUUCUUCCAAGAACUACGAGACGCCGAGGCCGCCAAAGAGGACGGCAAGACGCCGAGCCGCAAUCCCAAGUCCAAGGUCGCCCUGGUCGUCCGGGCCAAGGUAAACAAGGUGCUGAAUGGCACUGGCCUGGGCGACAAGCGGGCGCGGCAGUGCGAUCAGAAUGAUUUCCUGAAGUUACUUCUGGCGUUCCAUGAAGAGGGGAUCCAUUUCUCGUGAGGAGAUGAGAUGAUAUGAUAUGGUGAAGGGGGAUAGUUUAUCGGGAGUAAAGGGAUGGAGUUGUUGGCGUUCUGGAAGUGGAAAAAGAACUUCAUGUAGGGGAUAUACGGAUAGUUCAGCUUUGAUCAAGGCGAAUGUGCCAGUUACCUAGGUACCUACCUGCCCUUACCUUACCUCCCCGACUAGUUGUAUAGUGGAUAUGCCUCAUGGUUUGUAUAAGGCAGGAAUGGAGAAGCUAAGUCGGCCUAAUUCUUGUUCACGGGGAUAAGGUAUGUCUGCAUACAUAGGUAUAUACCGCGACAGGGCAGCAUGAUCUAAGUAGUAGUGUAUCCAAGCAUGCUAUUCUAAUAAGUAAA
Messenger RNA from Chaetomium strumarium, 1857 nucleotides. RefSeq names its product S-adenosyl-L-methionine-dependent methyltransferase. Gene Ontology annotation, cellular component: nucleolus. The record is from RefSeq and is a predicted model, not a curated record. Bases 305 to 1501 code for a protein of 398 amino acids. The transcript has 11 exons. Gene Ontology annotation, molecular function: rRNA (adenine-N6,N6-)-dimethyltransferase activity. NCBI's taxonomy places the organism in Eukaryota, Fungi, Ascomycota, Sordariomycetes, Sordariales, Chaetomiaceae. Gene Ontology annotation, biological process: rRNA methylation.